UUCCGGGUUGCCGCACGGCCGCGACUCUCGCUGGUGAGCUAAUGUGCUCGGUGUCUUUGGCUAUCUAAACUUCGUGGCUUGGUGACCCAACGGGCUGAUGGCGGCGGACGUGUUGCCACGUGCGAGGUGGCUGUACUGUGGGGAGCGCGACGAGAGCCGCAGAGCUGUACUAGUCCAGUUCACCAAUGGGAAGCUGCAGAGUCCAGGCAACAUGCGCUUUACCUUGUACAAGAGCAAAGACUCCACAAAUCCCAGGAAGAGUCAUCAACGGAUCCUGGCAGCUGAAACAGACAGACUUUCCUAUGUGGGAAAUAAUUUUGGCACUGGAGCCCUCAAAUGCAACACUUUGUGCAGGCACUUUGUGGGGAUUUUGAACAAGACCUCUGGUCAGAUGGAAGUAUAUGAUGCUGAGUUGUUCAACAUGCAGCCACUGUUUACAGAUGAAUCAGUAGAGAGUGAACUGAGUGAACUGGCAUUAGGGAAUCAGAUCAGAACUUACAGAGAAAAGAUGGAUUCUUGCAUUGAAGCCUUUGGUACCACCAAACAGAAGCGAGCUUUGAACUCCAGGAGAAUGAACAAAGUUGGCAGUGAAUCUUUGAAUCUUGCAGUAGCUAAAGCUGCAGAGAAUAUCAUUGAUUCAAAGGGUGUGACUGCUCUGAUCGGUGAUGCCAUCCACGAUGACUUGCAAGAUGAUUCCCUCUACCUUCCUCCCUGCUAUGCUGAUGCAGCCAGGCCUGAGGACGUUUAUAAAUUUGAAGAUCUUCUUUCCCCUGCGGAGUACGAAGCUCUUCAGAGCCCAUCUGAAGCUUUCAGGAAUGUCAAGUCAGAAGAAAUACUGAAGAUGAUUGAAGAGAACAGCCACUGCUCCUUUGUCAUAGAAGCAUUGAAGUCUUUGCCAUCAAAUGAGGAGAGCCGAGAUCACCAGGCACGAUGCAUAUGGUUUCUGGACGCCCUCAUCAAAUUUCGAGCUCAGAAAGUGGUUAAGCGGAAAAGUGCCCUGGGACCUGGAGUUCCACACAUCAUCAAUACCAAACUCCUGAAGCACUUUACCUGCUUGACUUUCAACAACGGCAGUUUACGGAACUUGAUUUCGGAUUCAAUGAAAGCAAAGAUCACCGCCUAUGUGAUCAUACUCGCCUUGCACAUAAAUGCCUUCCAGAUUGACCUGACAGUGUUACAGAGGGACUUGAAGCUCAGUGAGAGAAGGAUAAUCGAGAUAGCGAAAGCAUUGAGGCUGAAGAUCUCUAAAAGAAGAGUGGCUCUGGCACCCGACAGGGAAGAGGAUCACAAACUGGGCACUCUGUCCAUCCCGCUGCCUCCAGCCCAGAAUGCAGACCGCCAGUCAAAGCGGAGGAGAAUUACCUAAUUGUGUGCUUUCCACACAGAGCAUUUUGCUUGCAUUGUAGCCACUGCUUUUCUUCGUUUCCAUUUUUUUUUUAAAGAAAGGAAAAACAAUGGUUUGCUUUGGUGUGCACAUGAAGCCAGCGGCCAGCAUCUCAGUCGUGCUUGUUUUAAGCAGAAACAAAGAGAUGGCCAGAUCAGACUUCCUCUCCAAGUACUGAUGUUGCUGUUAUUAUAAAUGGCAUGUUUUGCUCAUGUUGGUUCACAUGUGGCUUUGAGGGGGCUUGGGGAAGUCACAGUCAAAACAUCUCACCAAACAUUCAAUGCUGAAUCUGGGCCAAAUUAACAGAUGAAGGUUCAUAAAGAGGAAUGUGAAAUUUGUGCUGAGGUCUGGAGGGACCAGUGGAGUCCACGGUGAGGAGGAUGUAGCCUAGCAGGGCUGGAAGAGGGAGCGUCAGGCUUUAUCAGUAGCUCACUGUGGGUCACCAGUGUGAUCGGGCCAAGUUGGAGGCUGCUGUACCAAGGUGGAGCCAAAUCAAAAGAAGUGAUUGUCCCAGUGGCUCUGCAUAGCCAAGUUCUUGUUAAGGGGCAGGGGCCACCUCUGAAAGCCACUUUUGAGUGGUAUGAAUCAGAAUCAGUCAGGGUUCUGUUAAAAAAACAAUUGUUGCAGGUAUCUUAAGAAGAAGGAGAUUUAAUUUGUGGGUAAAGUGCUAUAAAAUUGUUGGAAGGGCUAGAAGAGUGGGAAUCAGGAGGUUGCCGCUAGAACUACUGAAUUCAAGAACACACUCCUGGGGUUGCCGUCCACAGAUCAAGAAGCUACUUAGGCCACCACAACUCAUUCUCAAAUUUGUGAAGCUGGUGACUCAACUCUGGAAUGCAGAGUUCAGCCACCCAAACUUUCAGUUCCUGUGUAUCCAUUCCCUUGCUUGUCAGUACACACAGCCUAAAGACUGGGAAGUUGGCUUCCCUCUUCCUUCUUGUGUGAGUACAUAUGGGAACCUAAUUUGCUUCUAGAAUCCUGGCAGCAAGGCAGUCUUGGAAAUAGGUUUCAGCCCUGCAGCCUCUGCAGUUACUGGAGGGCAUAGGAGAAGGAGGUGGGAACGGAUGCUGAAUGCCAGUCAAGCUUGUCUGCCACUGGUGAGAUGGAGCAAUAGUAUAUAGAGGAGGGCCAUGAGGUUGGGACUGUGACAUGGAGAGACUUAUGUAUGUGGCCAGCACUUGCCCUCUGAUCUUCACGCCUCUUCCAAGGCAGUGGGAGCAGGUGUCUGGUGCUCAGCACUGAGGAGUCCAGACCAGUGAAGGAAAGAAGGCAGAGUUCAGUUUUCUGAAAGUGAGGAAGGAAGAAGUUCACACAGCAGCUGGGCCAUCCAUUAAGGGAAGCCAUGGUGGAAAUGGGUCUUGGAUGAGCAAUGAGGGUUGGAACAUGUGAUCAUCUCAUUUCUUCGAGUUCUGGGAUGCUGUUGUUAGAGCCAUGCCUAAAAUGUGUACUCACCGUGCUCUGUGCUUUGUCUCCUUUUGUCUCUGAUUCUGCGUGUGGCACAUACCACACUUUCCAGCAGGGGUGUGGGCAGGAAAUCCAAACGCCUCUUGUUUUCCUUUAUCUAAACUGCUGUGAAAAUCAGUUAUUGGAACUGUAUUGUAAAAAUAUUCUGAUUUAUCUCUGGGAAAAGGAAUCCUAAUAUGCUUGUAGGGUAGAAUGUGUUAUCGUGAAUACUUUUUCAAUUCUGAUGGGUUUGACACCUUAAGGCUUAAUUUCCAGCAAUGACCAGACCACAGCCUGUGAGUGGGCCCCACUGAACAACCUCCGUCCUCGUGGGGAAACAGUCUGUCUUCAGUCACUCACACAAAGAGGGAUGGUAUUGGUGGGAGAGUGUAGACAGCAGAUAUACCUCCUAAGGUAGUGAUGCGUUCCUAAAGGUUGACUGAAAAGCAGAUUUCUGUACCUCGAGAGGUUUGGGGGUCCUUAGGGAAGGCUCAGAAGAGGACCCUUAUUCAAAGUGAAUGUGUCUUGUGAGAACACCUCGCAUACCGCGUGACAUACAAGUGGUCCGUGUCUGUUCAAUGAGUCCUAGUAAAUGAACUGCAUUUUCUUUCCUUGGCAGGGUUAUUAGGCAGCAAACAUUUGUAGAAUAAUGAAGUUGUCUUUGGUUUCUUCUGGCUCUAAAAGAACGUUUAUUUACCAGUACAUUCACAGAGGGCACCUUGACCUACCAAGUUAUUUGUCAGACUGUCUCCCGAUGUCCUUGUUGAGGAAAGGGAGACUGUAGGCUGGUGGCUCGUGCCCUUAAUAAGAUGUGGAGUUUGUGAAUAGCCUUAGCCUAUGGGCGUUGAGGAAGGAGCAGAAUGAAGUCAGUUCCCUGGGGGGACGUCUCUGCCUGCAGCCCAGAUCUGUUGGACGCCGUUAACUGAUGAGGUCAAGGAAAGUAUAUUUAACACUAUUUGCAGAGGACCCUAACCUGGAAAGAGCUAAUUAGAUACCUUUUUUUCUUUUUUUAAGUUUCCAUGUUAAAAAAAGUUUAAUACUGUUUCACACAGUAGAGAAAAAUUAUAAGAAUAGUACAAAGAACUUCUGUAUACCCUU
Messenger RNA from Choloepus didactylus (southern two-toed sloth), 3922 nucleotides. It is a transcript of the gene POLR1E, whose product is annotated as RNA polymerase I subunit E. Gene Ontology annotation, cellular component: RNA polymerase I complex. The record is from RefSeq and is a predicted model, not a curated record. Gene Ontology annotation, biological process: RNA polymerase I preinitiation complex assembly; nucleolar large rRNA transcription by RNA polymerase I; transcription elongation by RNA polymerase I. NCBI's taxonomy places the organism in Eukaryota, Metazoa, Chordata, Mammalia, Pilosa, Megalonychidae. Gene Ontology annotation, molecular function: DNA binding. The coding region runs from base 98 to 1366 and encodes 422 amino acids. The transcript has 12 exons.